UGUCAGUGUUCGUUCGUUUUCCACUUCUCUCUGCAAGGAGAAAUUGGGAAAAUCAUAUCUCAAUGUUCCGGCGGAAAAUGCCGGCUGACUUUGUGGAGAAAAUUCCAGAAUCUCUGCAACAAGUGGCCCUCGCAGUGCCCCCAAUCGAUGACAAUUUCGAUCCAGACGCCACACCAGAGACUGGCGAGCAAUAUCUUCAGCAAGUGAUCUUCGAGAGGACACGCAGAGUCCCAGAAGUUGUCUACAAUCACCACGAUCGACCUCCGGAUAAGUGUGGCGUGACAUGGGACUCCUCUUCAGGCGCUCCAAUCGACACCACCACGCCCGAGAGCCUCCUGCCCACGAAUGAGUGGUGCUCAAUUCAGUGCGACACUUUCCGCCGCAUCCAGAGGCGCAUCUCCUCCAUUCGCCUCUCCCGGCGAUUCCCAUACAAUCUGCCUAGUCUUCCCAGUGACUGGCUGGCCUUCUGCAGUACCCAAGCGCCCUAUCUCAGGUGCAUGAUCCAGAUCAGCCAGGCGAGGCUUGAGGAGCUGCUGCACGUCUUUGUUGAGUGGCACCUGUCCAGGAGGGCGCAGCUGGCGGACGUGUGGCUGCCGCAGUGGAUCUACGCCACCUUGGCGUGCCUCCAUCAGCCCCUAGAACCCAGUAUUCAUCACUGCCUGCGACAAGUGGCGCGCAUUUGUAUUGAGGAGAGGAAUUCUCUGUCUCCGGACUGCAUCAAUCAAGUGAAUCCCCUGAAUCUGAUUGUGUGCAUCAUUGCCAAGGUCUUCGGUCAGGUGGACUUGCUUCAUCUCUGACUCAAAUUCUGCUGCCGCGCUAUUGCGAAACUAUAGCAACGUUGAAAAACUUUUUGAGCACAAACGCAGCAUGUUUUCUGGCAAACAAAAUCGAUUGGCUUGAAGAGAAUUUCAACUCUUUCUUCCUAAAUCUCUCUCUGUCUUCCG
Molecule: messenger RNA, 944 nt
Organism: Phlebotomus argentipes
Lineage: Eukaryota; Metazoa; Arthropoda; Insecta; Diptera; Psychodidae
Gene: Gem2
Product: protein Gemin2
Exons: 2
Coding region: 63-797 (244 amino acids)
Biological process (GO): spliceosomal snRNP assembly; spliceosomal complex assembly
Cellular component (GO): nucleus; SMN complex; spliceosomal complex
Source: RefSeq, a predicted model, not a curated record